AUGCAGGACACAGAGAGGGAGGCAAGGCCACUGGAUUUCUUCCCUCAGGACUGUGAGGAAAGAACCACAUGGAAACAGCCACUGGUGACAGAUGCUGCAGAGGAAGCAUGUUGGGGGGUGGCCACGGAGCGGCAGCUGGACCACUUUGGAGCUGAAAUGGACACUCAUCCUCAGGACCCAGCCGCCCUGCUGGGAGGAAGCCUGAAGGAGUUCAUGAAGAGACCACUUGGAUCCCAGCUGACAGCAAUCACGCCCCUCCUCACGCGCGCGACCGCAGGGGGCGGGGCCUCGGGGCCGCGCGUGCGCUCGCCGGUCCGCCGUGCGCAUGCUCAGUGUUCUCCCGCGCGCUCGCGAGAGAGGAUGGCGGGGGCCGCGCCGGGCGCCAUCAUGGACGAGGACUACUUCGGGAACGCGGCCGAGUGGGGCGACGAGGCGGAAGGCGGCCAGGAGGAUGACUAUGGAGAGGGAGAAGAUGACGCUGAGGUCCAGCAGGAGUGCCUACAUAAAUUUUCUACCCGGGAUUAUAUAAUGGAGCCCUCUAUCUUUAACACUCUAAAGAGGUAUUUUCAGGCAGGAGGCUCUCCGGAAAAUGUUAUCCAGCUUUUGUCGGAGAACUACACAGCUGUGGCGCAGACCGUCAACCUGCUGGCCGAGUGGCUCAUCCAGACAGGUGUUGAGCCAGUGCAGGUUCAGGAAACUGUGGAAAAUCACCUGAAGAGUUUACUGAUCAAACAUUUUGACCCCCGCAAAGCAGACUCUAUCUUUACUGAAGAAGGAGAGACCCCUGCUUGGCUUGAACAAAUGAUUGCACACACCACUUGGAGAGACCUUUUUUAUAAGCUGGCUGAAGCCCACCCAGACUGUUUGAUGCUUAACUUCACUGUUAAGCUUAUUUCCGAUGCAGGAUACCAAGGGGAGAUCACGAGUGUGUCCACAGCCUGCCAGCAGCUGGAGGUGUUUUCUAGAGUGCUCCGUACUUCUCUAGCUACAAUUUUGGAUGGAGGAGAAGAAAACCUUGAAAAAAAUCUCCCUGAGUUUGCAAAGAUGGUGUGCCACGGGGAACACACGUACCUGUUUGCGCAGGCCCUGAUGUCCGUGCUGGCCCAGGAGGAGCAGGGGGGCUCGGCUGUGCGCAGGAUUGCACAAGAGGUUCAGCGCUUCGCCCAGGAGAGAGGCCACGACGCCAGUCAGAUCACACUGGCUCUGGGCACAGCUGCCUCCUACCCCCGGGCGUGCCAGGCCCUCGGGGCCAUGCUGUCCAAGGGAGCCCUGAACCCGGCUGACAUCACAGUCCUGUUCAAGAUGUUUACGAGCAUGGACCCGCCCCCUGUUGAACUCAUCCGGGUACCCGCCUUCCUAGACCUGUUCAUGCAGUCACUCUUUAAACCCGGGGCCAGGAUCAACCAGGACCACAAGCACAAGUAUAUCCACAUCUUGGCAUAUGCAGCGAGCGUGGUGGAGACCUGGAAGAAGAACAAGCGUGUCAGCAUCAAUAAAGACGAGUUGAAGUCCACAUCAAAAGCUGUUGAGACUGUUCACAACCUGUGUUGCAAUGAGAACAAGGGGGCGUCGGAGCUCGUGGCUGAGCUGAGCACCCUCUAUCAGUGCAUCCGGUUUCCAGUGGUGGCCAUGGGGGUGCUGAAGUGGGUGGACUGGACUGUGUCCGAGCCGAGGUACUUCCAGCUGCAGACCGACCACACCCCGGUGCACCUGGCGCUGCUGGAUGAGAUCAGUACCUGCCAUCAGCUCCUGCACCCCCAGGUCCUGCAGCUGCUGGUGAAGCUCUUCGAGACAGAGCACUCACAGCUGGACGUGAUGGAGCAGCUCGAGUUGAAGAAGACCCUCCUGGACAGGAUGGUGCACCUGCUGAGCCGGGGCUACGUGCUCCCUGUGGUCAGUUACAUCCGCAAGUGUCUGGAGAAGCUGGACACUGACAUCUCCCUCAUUCGCCACUUUGUGACCGAGGUACUGGAUGUCAUCGCGCCCCCCUACACCUCUGACUUUGUGCAGCUUUUCCUCCCCAUCCUGGAAAACGAUAGCAUUGCUGGCACCAUUAAAACCGAAGGCGAACAUGACCCCGUGACAGAGUUCAUAGCUCACUGCAAGUCUAACUUCAUUCUGGUGAACUGA
Molecule: messenger RNA, 2130 nt
Organism: Rangifer tarandus platyrhynchus (Svalbard reindeer)
Lineage: Eukaryota; Metazoa; Chordata; Mammalia; Artiodactyla; Cervidae
Source: the annotation of a GenBank genome assembly